This is a messenger RNA of Thlaspi arvense, 963 nucleotides long. The record is from the annotation of a GenBank genome assembly. Lineage: Eukaryota; Viridiplantae; Streptophyta; Magnoliopsida; Brassicales; Brassicaceae.
AUGGAAACAGCGAAGCGUAGAACAAUGGAAUCCAUCGUCUCCAAGCUCAGCUCCGUCUCUGAGCAAACUAGAGCUGCCGCUCUAGCUGAGCUCAGACUCAUCUCCAAGCAAGAUCCCGACAGCCGUCUCAUCAUCGCCGACGCCGGCGCCAUUCCGUACCUCUCGGAGACUCUCUACUCGUCGUCGCACUCUUCUCAGGAAAACGCCGCCGCCGCUCUCCUCAACCUCUCCAUCACAUCUCGCGAAUCACUCAUGUCCUCUCGCGGCCUACUCGACGCGCUUUCUCACGCGCUCCGCCACCACGACACCACCACCUCCCCCGACGCAGUCCAGUCUGCCGCCGCCACGAUUUACAGUCUCCUCAUCGCCGAAGAGUCUUACCGACCAAUCAUCGGAUCCAAGCGCGACAUCAUCUUCUCCCUCAUCCACAUCAUCAGAUACCCAGAUUCGCACCCCCGGUCGAUCAAAGACGCGCUCAAGGCACUCUUCGCCGUCGCUCUCUACCCGAUGAACCGGUCGACGAUGAUCUCGCUCGGCGCGAUCCCGGCACUCUUCUCGCUGAUCGUGAAGGACUCUCGGAGCGGGAUCGUGGAGGAUGCGACGGCGGUUAUGGCGCAGGUCGCUGGAUGCGAGGAGAGCGAGGAAGGGAUGAGGAGGGUGUCAGGAGCCAGCGUGUUAGCGGAUCUGCUGGAUCCCUGCACUGGUUCGAGCCUACGGAUCAAGGAGAACGCCGUUGGGGCGCUUCUGAAUCUGGCGAGGUGCGGAGGAGCGGAAGCGCGGUCGGAAGUUGCGGCGGCGGUGGCGUCUGGUGCGGAUGAAGGAGCCAUGGAAGGGAUCGUGUACGUAGCGGAGAAUGGAAGUGUGAAAGGAAGGAAGAAAGCGAUUGAUCUGUUGAAGCUCGUUGUAGCCAGCAAUGGCGGCGAUUCACGGUUCGACUAUCUCAUCAAUGAAAAUCCCCAAUAG